Messenger RNA from Cylicocyclus nassatus, 2935 nucleotides. Lineage: Eukaryota; Metazoa; Nematoda; Chromadorea; Rhabditida; Strongylidae. The record is from the annotation of a GenBank genome assembly.
AUGGUAAAGGUUCUUGCCCCAACUUCUUUGUCCUCUAACGAAACAACCAAGUUCUUCAUGGUUAGUUUUCGCAUAGCAAAUCCUCAUGUGUCGAUGAUGGCAAGCCGUAAGAACACCGUGGAUGAUGCGUUGUCGAGCUGGAUCGGUGUCGGAGAUAUAAAGCUAAAAUUUGUUAAGAAUUAUUCGGACUUGUCACCGUUGAGGAUAAAGAAUGCUAUUCAUUUUGCCGCAUCGACCUAUUCUGGCCCUCUAGCACUUGCCUUUUCGUCUUCGGCAACAUCAUGGUUCAUUGAUAUUCGAAUGAGUGGUGGCGAAUACCUGAAGCGGAAACUUGAAGUGCCUGACGUAUGUGCUCUGGAAUGGACGAAAGGCCAUCGCUUAGUUGUCGUUGAUCGUCGUGGUAACGCAUCUUUGUAUUCUGCGCUUGGCGAACGUGUUUCUGAGUUCCAUUUCGGAAAUGGCAUACGAGAAGUUCGGGAAGUACGAGUGUUUCCAACUACACAUGACUCUGGCGUUGCCAUCGUUGAUGAUCAGAGCAGGAUAUUUGUGGUCAACUCUGUCAGUGAACCUGUUGUUUGGAGCAUGCAUAGUUCCAGCAGAGAACACCCAAGUGCGUGGACAGUUUUACAGCCGAAAUCACAACUGACUCAAGUGAUUGUUGCUCACGGCACGACUUUCUACACAGGAUGUCAAGGAGAACAGUUGAGCAUUAUGGAUACUCCAUUUGCCGAAUCAGAUGGACAAUAUGCGCGAAUGGCUGUUAGCUGGGACCACUCAAUGAUAGCUCUCUAUCAUUCGUCCCGUUUGAUUCAGGUUGUUGCUGCAGAUCUGACCAGGCAAAUAUCGCGUAUCCAAGUUCCUGGCGAAGAUGCUAUAUAUCGUUUCGGUUGGGUAGGCAUAGAUGCACUCUUCCUACAACGAACCCCUUUGAUAGUGCAAUUUUUCAAUGUCCAUGAUGAAAAUGCUCAUUAUGGCUUGCAUACAGAGUUUGUUCAAAUUGGCGUGGAACCUGAUGGAGUCAAACUUUACUCAGAUACAGGAAUGGAGUUUGUCAGUCCAGUGUCACACGACGAAAAAGCAGUGCUUGGAGUGGCGUCAGCCUCGGACGGUGCUUUAUUGUAUGAAGCAGCUCAAUGGCUCAACACCAAUAAGAGUCAUCAGUCGUAUGAGUAUAUCAUGCAGAUUCGUGAUUUAUCGUUGGCUAUUGAUCAAUGCAUAUCUACAGCUAUGUCAGUAUGGUCAUCGGAUAUGCAGAAAGCCCUUCUUAAGGCUGCACAUUUUGGUGUAGCAUUCUCGACUGGUUUUGAUUCCUCACGCUUUGUACGGGUAAUGCGUGAGUUACGAGUCCUCAACGAGGUGCGUCGUAAUCGAAUAGGCAUGCCGAUUACAUGUGCUCAAUUACAUGAGCUGGGCGAAUCCUGUCUGAUCAAUCGCCUCAUUGAUAUUGGUGCCUAUGGCACAGCAGCAGAAAUAUGCAAAUGGCUCCGCAGAGACGAACAAGAAGGCAUUGAUCGAGUUUUGUUGGAAUGGGUGCGUCGUACAAUCAACGAAGCAGCAUCUUUGCCGAACAAGUCAGAACUGGACAUGGAAUCACUAGAGGAGAAAAUUGCAAGAAAACUGCUGAACUAUCCCCAUGUUUCAGUAGCAGAUGCUGCGAAACGAGCCAUUGACGCAAAGCUUCCCAAACUAGCACGUCUACUAAUCAAGCGUGAAAAAGAUGAUUCAAAACAGGUCAAUGUGUUGCUUGAAUUGGGAGAUAUACAAGAAGCUCUUGCAAGAGCUGCAGCUGCACAACGUCCUCAACUCAUGCAUCAGGUCGUCCGUCACCUCAUGAAAGAACAGAAACGUGCAGAUUACGAGCUGGCCAUCCGCAAAAUCCCGCUGGCUCAGUGCUUAUAUCAAGAUCUCGUACGGGAAGAAAGUGAUCGUGGUUCGGGCAAGAUGAUGCUCGCACUAUUAGAACAAGCAAGCGACUUCGAGCGGCAAACCAUGUUCCACUUGGAUGCUGUAGAAAAGGAAAUAAACCCGGGUGAGCGUCUGAAUUGCUUGCGGAGAGCCAAGGAAGCAGCAAAAAAUUUGGGUGAUAAAGGCAUAGAGGAACUACUCAGUGAUAUGGCUGCCUUUGCACCUGGGCAGUCAGAAAGAGGAGAAGAUCAUAUGACCAUACGAGAUACAGUUGUCGAGCACGCUGAUGAUGCGCAGAAAGUUGCUCAGUUCAAGCAUCAAGCUAAGCUCACCGAUAAGCAGGUUUGGUUGUGGACUAUAGAAGGACUAGCGAAGAAAGGUAAAAUGGAGCAGCUGUUCGAUAUGGCUCAAAAGAAGUCACCUGUCGGUUAUGUGCCAUUCAUCAAAGCAUGCAUGAAGUACCACCGUCAAGACGAGUGCAAGAAGUAUUUUGCAAAAGUUCAUGGUUACCAAGAUCUGAUUGCUGCCUACAUGGCUAUGGGGAAUUACGUCGGAGCUGCGAAGAUGGCUUUCGACCGGCAUGAUCGUGAUAUGCUACAACACGUCUUCAUGAAGUCUCAUGGGAACAAAGAAGCUUACUCUAAAGUGGCUCAACUAGUCAAAUCAUUGUAACUCACUUACUGCAAUCGCUUAUCACUUAUCCACCUGCUCUUCGCAAUGCUUUUACGAUACUUUUGCCUUUUAUUGUUGAGAUUACUUCUUAUAUAACUGUAUUUAUAUUUUUGAGCCACUUGCGUUAUUGUUGGUGCUUUCGCUUUGCCGCACUUUGCUAUCACGUUUAUUUACCUCUAACUAGAAUGAUAUCACUUGUCGAAUUUUAGUUUCCAAUUUGAAUUUAGGACAAGUCAUAAACUUUGUGAUAUUCCAUAUCCCUUCGCAAGGUCAGCAUUAAUAAAUCGUUGUCAUGCAUCGCCUAUGUAGGGGUUUAGCAUAAUUUGGGUUAAUGUUUUCCCAUUUCUGAUGUGUGUAU